Molecule: messenger RNA, 288 nt
Organism: Candida tropicalis MYA-3404
Lineage: Eukaryota; Fungi; Ascomycota; Pichiomycetes; Serinales; Debaryomycetaceae
Product: peroxiredoxin TSA1
Exons: 1
Biological process (GO): cell redox homeostasis; response to oxidative stress; hydrogen peroxide catabolic process
Cellular component (GO): cytosol
Molecular function (GO): thioredoxin peroxidase activity
Source: RefSeq, a predicted model, not a curated record
AUGGCUCCAGUCGUCCAACAACCAGCUCCAUCUUUCAAAAAAACCGCCGUCGUUGAUGGUGCUUUCGAAGAAGUCACUUUGGAACAAUACAAAGGUAAAUGGGUCGUUUUGGCUUUCAUCCCAUUAGCUUUUACUUUUGUCUGUCCAUCCGAAAUCAUUGCUUACUCUGAUGCUGUCAAGAAGUUUGCUGAAAAAGAUGCUCAAGUCUUGUUUGCUUCUACUGAUUCCGAAUACACCUGGUUGGCCUGGACCAAUGUCGCUAGAAAAGAUGGUGGUAUUGGUAAGGUU